AGAGGGGCAGAUGGAACAGACAUAAAAUGUGGGAUCAUUGGAGAGAUUGGAUGCUCAUGGCCACUGACUGAUAGUGAAAAGAAAGUUCUUCAAGCAACAGCCGAGGCUCAGGCACAGCUUGGAUGCCCAGUGAAUAUCCAUCCUGGCAGAAAUAGCGAUGCUCCCUUCCAGAUUGUGCGAAUUUUGCAGGAGGCUGGAGCCAAUGUGUCCCAAAACUGUGAUGUCUCACCUGGAUAGGACCAUCUUUGAUGAGAAAAAACUGCUGGAGUUUGCGGAGCUUGGAUCGUAUCUGGAAUAUGAUUUGUUUGGAACGGAACUGCUGAAUUACCAGUUUAACACCUCUGUGGAUAUGCCGAGCGAUAACGACAGGAUCAAAACAUUGAGGUCUUUGAUCAGUCAAGGUUAUGAAGACAGGAUUGUAAUUUCCCAUGACAUACACACUAAGAACCGACUGGUGAAGUAUGGCGGUCACGGCUACUCGCAUAUCCUCAAUAACAUCGUUCCUAAAAUGUUGUUAAGAGGAAUAUCCCAGGAAAGUAUAGACAAGAUACUACUGGGGAAUCCCAAAAGGUGGCUGACCUUUAAAUAA
Molecule: messenger RNA, 589 nt
Organism: Staurois parvus
Lineage: Eukaryota; Metazoa; Chordata; Amphibia; Anura; Ranidae
Source: the annotation of a GenBank genome assembly